Molecule: messenger RNA, 723 nt
Organism: Solanum stenotomum
Lineage: Eukaryota; Viridiplantae; Streptophyta; Magnoliopsida; Solanales; Solanaceae
Exons: 1
Coding region: 1-723 (240 amino acids)
Molecular function (GO): S-adenosylmethionine-dependent methyltransferase activity
Source: RefSeq, a predicted model, not a curated record
AUGAAAGAAAUUAGCGUAUCAUCAAAAUAUAUAUUUUUCGUCGUUCUCAUAACAAUACCAAUCCUCCUUUUUCUCUCUAAUUGGAAUUCAUCGUCCUCCUCCGUCACCACCACCACGUCAUAUUCCGAUUCAAAUCUCAAAAUCCGAUCCGGAUACACCACCUACGAUACCUACAUACAAAAACAGCUAAACAAAACUCUCAACCCCAAACUCCGAAAAAUUUGGAUGACUCGAGAUUGGGAUCGAAAAAUUCAAGUUUUCUCAAAACUCUUCACCGAUCUUAAAAAUGAAAAUUUACUCUCAGAUACAUCGAAGGUACUCUGUAUUGGCGCUCGAAUGGGUCAGGAAGUGGAAGCAUUGAAACGAAUCGGAGUUUCGGAUUCAAUCGGAAUGGAUCUGGUACCGUACCCGCCAUUGGUGAUGAAGGGCGAUUUUCAUAAUCAGCCGUUCGAUGAUCGGACAUUUGAUCUGGAAUUCUCUAAUGUGUUUGAUCACGCACUUUUUCCGGUGAAAUUUGUAUCGGAGAUUGAACGGACGUUGAAGUCCGGCGGGGUUUGUGUGUUACACGUGUCGUUAUCUAGACGAGGGGAUAAGUAUUCGGCGAAUGAUUUGUAUAGUGUUGAACCGUUGAAGAAACUUUUUAAGCGGUCUGAGUUGGUUCGUACUCGAACCGUUGAUGGGUUCGGGUUGGAUACUGAAGUUGUUUUCCGAAAAAAAAGAUGA